AUGUUAAGCACUAAUAUGGGGGCGAUACUAAAAACUGAGCUGUCAAGCGAUGACUGUGGCCAAGAGGUCAGAAUACUGUUAGAGGAAUUAGAAAUCAUUAUGUAUACGUUAGAGUUGUACGAGGUUGAGAAAGAGGAAUGGAGAAGGGAAAUUUUUGACAGAGCUUCCAAGGAUUUAAAAAUUUUUAUUAUAAGAAAUACGAGUAAGGAAGAAGAAAUUGUCGAGAUUAGAAAAAAAUUGAUUAUGCGAGUUAGAGAAUCGGAGGAAAAGAAAAGGAAAGAAAAUGAAUUUAAGGAAUUAACGCAGAUGGUGGUACAAACGGUUCAGGAAGCUAUGAGAGUUAACAAAGGAGUAGGGAACGAGAGAAGGAGCAUUAGAUGCUUUUAUUGUGAUAAAGAAGGUCACGUGGUUAGGAGGUGCUAUUUGAGAAGGUCGAAGGAGGGAUAUAACAAUAGUAAUAAAGGUAAUUUAAAUUAUUUGAGGGUUGGUUUUGAAAAUAGUAGUGACUCUGAGACAGUCCAAGAAAGGGGAUAUAGACGAUCCAAGAAAGGGUCAAGGAUUAAAAUAGAGUCAAAGGAAAAAGAGUACGAGCCUAAAGAGGGUAACAAACGGAAAAGAUUGAAUUUGGAGAGAUACGUUGAAAAGUUUAGUGGGGUAUUUAAUAAUGGUAAGGAGGAAGUGAAAUACUGUAAAAUAGAAAAAUGUAAAAUUAUUACGGAGGAAGGAAAAAAAAUAUAUAAGAAGGGACAGAUGGUUCCACAAUCAUUGAUAAGAGACACGGAAAAGCAUCUAGAGGAUUUAAUGAAUAGAAAAGUUAUUAGAGAGUCGAAUUCGGAGUGGAGAAAUCCAAUAAGAGCGUUACGCAAGCCAAAUGGUGAUAUCAGACUUGUAAGUAAUUUGAUAGCGCUAAACGAUAUUGUAGAGAAGGAUAAUUACAAAUUAGCAAAUAUAAGAGACGUUAUCAGAGCAACGCAGGGCGCAAAUUAUAUGACCGUUUUUGAUUUAAAAGAAGGCUUUUAUAGUAUUGAGAUUGAGGAAAAAGAUAAGCAUAAAACGGCCUUUGAAUUUAACGGCAAGGCAUAUGAGUGGAAUUCCAUGGUGAUGGGUUAUAAGAACAGCCCGCAGAUAUUACAAAGGAUUAUGGAUAGAGUAUUUAGAGAUUUAAAAGGGAAAGGUGUAGAAAUAUAUAUGGAUGAUAUAGUGGUAUAUAGUAAAAGUAUAGAAGACCAUGAUAAAAUUGUAAACGAGGUGCUUAGAAGAUUAAGUGAAAAUAAUAUGAAGUUGAACGUUAAUAAGAUUCAGUUUUGUCAGCAGGAAGUAAAAUUAUUAGGUGUGACGUUGAAUGGUUGUGAGAUAGUGCCGUCAGAGAUAAAGAAAAAUGAAGCGUUAGAGUUUCCAAUACCGACGUGUGUGUCAGAAGUAAGACGAUUUUUGGGAAUGACGGGAUGGUUUCGAGAUUUUAUUAAGAAUUAUGCUGGAUUAACGAUAAACUUGACAGAUAGCUUGAAGGGGAAGAAUAAUAACUGGAAAUGGACAAAGGAAAUGAAUGCAGAAUUUGAUAACUUAAAGAAGGUACUGAGGGAGUUAGGGAAAUUGAAAAUAGCUGAUUAUGAUAAGGAAUUUUUAUUGAGGACGGAUGCGAGUGAUUUAGGUAUGGGUGCAGUUUUGUUACAGAAAAAUAGUAAAGAAGAAUGGGUACCCGUACAAUGGGCUUCGAAAAAGUUCACUCCGACGGAAGUUAGAUAUGGUAUAUCAGAGAAGGAGAUGUAUGCCGUGUUUUGGGGCGUAAAGAAAUUUGAAUAUGAGCUAAGAGGCAGAAAGUUUAAAAUUGAAACGGACCAUAAAGCAUUAGCAGAGAUUAGAAAGAAAUCGGAUUUUAAUAAUGCCAGAAUUAAUAGAUGGGUUGAAAAGAUACAGGAAUUUGAUUUUGAGAUUAGGUAUAUUCCUGGGGAUGAAAUGGUUGUUCCGGACGCAUUGAGCAGAGUUUAUACGAAUAAGGAGGAUCAUAAGCGGAGAGUUAUAAAGGAAAGACGAGAUAAACAAAUUGAAGGUAAAAGGAAAAAGCAUGUGAAAAUAAUUGAUGGACAAGAAUUUUGGGUAUUUGACGAUGGGAAAGAGCAAACAAUGCCACCGGCCAAUGAAAGAGAUAAGUUAAUAAUGGAUUGUCAUCUUCAGUUAAGCCAUAGAGGUAGAACGAGCGUAUACUACGAAAUAAGGAAGCAAUUCUAUUGGCCAGGGGUGAAAGACCAGAUUGAGAGAGUAUUGAAGAACUGCGAAACAUGUCAGAAGUUUAAUAGGAAAACAAGCGGCGGUACGGAUUUUGUGAGUACAACAAGAUAUUUAGAGAAAGUGGGAUUAGAUUUGAUCGAAUUUAGAGAGGAAAAAGCAUUUAUUGUUGUUGCGAUAGAUUAUUUUACUAGGAGAGCAUGGGCAAGAGUUGUAGAAAGUAAGCACGCAACGGCAAUAGUAAGCCUUAUUAAAGAAUUAUGUUCCCAAGGGAAAAAGCCGGAAGAGAUAAUUACAGAUAAUGGUAAAGAAUUUUGUAACGAACAGUUGAGAGAACUUUGUAGUACGAUGAAUAUAGAGCACAGGAAAGUUGGAGUUGAAUCUCAUAGAAGCAAUGGAAGAGUGGAACGCAUUAUUAGAACGUUGCGUGAAGGAAUGUUAAAAAGCAAGGAAGUUGAGUUCAAAGAUAAAGUUUACGAGGCUAUUGAAACGUAUAAUUUGAGUUUUCAUGUUGGAUUAGGAUGCACGCCAAUAGAGGCAGUGAAUGAUGACACAGGAAAGGUAAUGCUUGAGAAUAGUCCGCAGGGUAGGUACGCUAGACGGUUUAGACGUUGGUACAGAGAGAAAUUUAAAAAGAACCAGAUCGUAAGAGUUGCUAAAAGAGAAAAUUUGACUGGGUGUAGUAAAUACAGUAAGGGUAGGUUUCUAGGUAUGGGUAAAGUGAUUGAGUUGUGUCUAGGAGAUUCGUACAUUGUGAGGUUAGAGAAUGGAAGAUUUGUUAAAAAGAGACAUUACGAUCUAAAAGGGAUUGGUGUCUUAAAUUAUGGU
Vairimorpha ceranae is the source of this 3054-nucleotide messenger RNA. RefSeq names its product krab-a domain-containing protein. The annotation marks the transcript as partial. The transcript has a single exon. Gene Ontology annotation, biological process: DNA integration. Lineage: Eukaryota; Fungi; Microsporidia; Nosematidae. The record is from RefSeq and is a predicted model, not a curated record. Gene Ontology annotation, molecular function: nucleic acid binding; zinc ion binding.